AUCAAACUUGCAUUACUGUUCGCAAAGUAAAGUGUUUAAUACAAAAUGUUUAAAAAUUUAUUAUUUUUUGUGGUUGCUGUUACUUUGGCUACCAGCACGUAUUUUUCCGACGACGAAGAGUUUGAAAAAUUCAAGAAAGACUACAACAGAAAUUAUGCUACUCCUAAUGAAGAACAGCAUCGUAAAGGAAUUUUCGUUAAUACUUUAAAUAAAAUCAAAGAGCACAAUGCCAAAUACGAACGAGGAGAAAUUUCUUAUUCCUUAGGCAUAAAUCAAUUCGCUGACCUUACCCACGAGGAAUUUGCAAGUAGAUAUACAAUGAAAAACUGGGUAGAGCAACAGAAAAAACUUGCUGAGAAACAUGCCGCCAAGAAUUAAUCUACAGAACAAUCGUAAAAUUAUACAGUUAAUCGGUAAAUCAUGGAUAUGAUAGAAACAAUAAAACUAAUUAGUUAACACUUGUGUUUGAAAUAAUAAAUUUUUAAAUCAUGAAUGUGUUGCCUGUGUGAGUUCAUUUCAAAUAGGUAAAAAAGAAAUAAAUAAGACUUACCAAAUCAGUUUAAUUUAACUACCUAGACUACCGGUUUCGUUUCUACAAUUUGCAAAGCAUCUUCAGGUCAGUCGGUACAAAGUUAAUUAAAUGAUGCCGGUACACGAUUUAUUAAUGAAUUGAAGAACAUAGUUCAAACUAUCCUGUAAUUGCUGAUGAUGGGGAUCUCGGGUUUUUACUUUUGUAACUGUUUGAUAAUUAACGGGGAAGUUUCUUGAGGAGAUAGAUAUUAACCAAUAAAGUAGAAAUAAGGUAUAAUAUGAUUCUUUGUUAAAUGAAAGUGAUGUUCUGUAUUAUAUAAUUCAUUAAAAGUUAUUUAUAUUUAUUCAAAAGAUAUAUUUUCG
This is a messenger RNA of Diabrotica balteata, 894 nucleotides long. Lineage: Eukaryota; Metazoa; Arthropoda; Insecta; Coleoptera; Chrysomelidae. The record is from the annotation of a GenBank genome assembly.